AUGUGGGUCUUCUCUCAAGGUCUCAUUUCUCUACCUGUUCACAUGAACCUCCCAAACUAAAAUACCACAUCUCCCCAGCUAUCUACAAAAGGAGCUUCUUUCAGAACAAUGACCGCUAGCGCGACAAGAAUUCCAUCAUAUGCCACCUAUUGCCACCUACAUGUGUCUUCCUUUGUGUAACUGGAUUUGGGUGUCCAAGCAAUCAUGCCUCCUUCGCGAAGUCCGUCCAUUAUCCGUUCAACCAGACGUUCGCUUGCAAGCCCUGCGAAAUAUAGGACCCCAUUCGAAGACUACGAAGUUAUCGUUCGGAAUCGACCUUUGCCACUCAGCGAAGACCAGAUAAUAAGGCUCCAUCAGGUUUCCCGUGACUUUGACGGGCUAGAAUUUGGAUGGCAGUUCAGGUCGAAUUAUGAGGGUUUAGAGAAACCCGAAUAUUCGCAUGCGCCAGGUCCAGGCUUGAAACCAGAAGAUCCUAGACCACCGCCUCUCAGGUUAGAAGAUUUCGAAUGCGUCAGAACACUGGGUGAGGGAGAGUCGUGCAAGGUUGUCCUCGUACGCACAGUUCGCAACGCCCACGAUUUGGACAGACCCGGCACACUAAUUGCUAUGAAAACCGUGUCAAAGAAAUACAUGCGAGAAUUCGAUCCGACUGUUCUCGUAUACGAGAAGGACAAAGAGCGUUCAGUGCUCACAGAACUUCCCUGGAAUCCUUUCGUUACCGGGAUGAUAGGAAGCUUUGUAGACUCGAAGAACGUUUACCUGGCGCUCGAAUUCAUACCUUCCGGAGACCUCAGAACGCUCAUGCGCAAUUAUGCACCUCUGCCGGACCGUGUUAUCCAGUUCUACUUCUGCGGGAUAGCUGCAGGGCUCGCUUUCCUCCACGAGCACGAAAUAGUCCAUCGCGACGUAAAACCGGAGAAUAUACUCAUCGGUCCCGGAGGUUACCCAGUUCUUGUUGACUUUGGUGUUGCGAGAAGAGUUGAGGAAGACUUUGUGAAGGACGGCACAAAACCCAGGUUGGCCGAUUGGCAUCUCGCUGGGUCAAUACUCUACACUCCCCCAGAGAUGAUACAGAUGGGUGUCGGACAGAGAGGGUCUAUUUUCUUUGGCCCCAAUGUGGACUGGUGGGCAACUGGAAUUAUCAUGUAUGAAAUGGCGACGAGAAGAUUUCCAUUCUUUGGGAGCACCAAUGAAUCUUGUUUGCGAAGGAUCAGCCGAUGCACCUAUUACUGGCCUCCUGCAGGAGAAAUCCGCGUUGGAAGGACUCUGAAGGCAUUCAUCAAUGCUCUUCUACAGCCUUACCCUAUAAAUCGACUUGGAACUUAUGGCGUACAGCAGAUUAUGGAUCAUCCCUGGAUGGCGAACGUUGAUUGGACCAAAAUUAUUUCAAGGCAAUAUGUGAUACCCAUGGAACUGGGCGAAUCUCACUUCGUCGACUCAUGGCACCAGGCACCAUUGCUCCAGCAGAGCAAUAUUCCGGGUUUAAAUGUCAAGAAACCUGAAUUAUACCUUCGGCAUGAUAAACGCUACCCACCAAAACCUAAUCAGAGAGUUGUUUCGUGAGAUUUUUCUAUAUCUAAUAUACG
Molecule: messenger RNA, 1586 nt
Organism: Marasmius oreades (fairy-ring Marasmius)
Lineage: Eukaryota; Fungi; Basidiomycota; Agaricomycetes; Agaricales; Marasmiaceae
Exons: 7
Coding region: 205-1563 (452 amino acids)
Biological process (GO): peptidyl-serine phosphorylation; intracellular signal transduction
Molecular function (GO): protein serine/threonine kinase activity; ATP binding
Source: RefSeq, a predicted model, not a curated record